AUGGAGGCGCAGGAGCAGAGCGCCCUGCGCACGCUGGAGGCGCAGCUGGGAGCGGCGCGGAAGCGACACGCCCUGGCGCAGCGAAACGCCCACGAGUUGGAGCGGAAACGGGUGGUGAUGCUGCAGGAGGCGGAGCAGUACCGCGAGGAGCUGGCGGAGAUUGACGGAAGCAUUGCCGCGGCGAACGAGCAACUGCAGCGAGAGCAGCAGGCUUCGGGAGAAGAAGAAGGAGGAGGUGGCGGUGGUGGGGAGCUUCAGCUCACCCCCGAGCAGCAGAACCAGUUUAUUCGACUGAAGCAAACCCUGCAGCAGCGACUGGCCACGACCGGCGACGGCUACUCACGGGCGGCCGACCUGGAGCGCGACAUUGCCCGCCUGGGGCGCGAGGUGACCACCGGCGAACGGGACCUGGCCUUUCUCGCCUCGGAGCGCGCCGGCCUGGAGGCGGCCAACGAGCAGGUGGAGCGGGCGCUCAGUUCGCUGGCCGCCGACGUCGCCACGCUGACCGCCGCUCAGGAGAAGGCGCUGGCGGAGGAGGCGGUGGCGAGGGGGGCGCGCGAUGCGGCUGCCCAGGCGCUUCAGCAGCAGGAGCGAGGGCUGAAGGAGGCGCGCGAGACGUUCCGCGCCAAGUUUAGCUCUUUUCUGCUGAACCGGAAGCGGGUGGAGGAGAAGGCGAAGAUUGACCGACUGGUGGCGGCGUACCGUGGUCGGGUGCAUGGUCGCCUGGGCGCCCUCUGCAAGCCCGCCAAUCGAAGCCACCUGGCCGUGUACAACAUCGUCGCCCGCCGUCACCUGAACACCGUACUGGUCGACUCGAUGGCCACCAUGCGCGAGGUGAUGGAGCAGGAGGCGCGCUCCGACUACGCCUCGCUGAAGUUUCUCCCCCUGGACGUGCUGCUGCCGCGCGGCAGCCGCUCCACCUCGCCGCUCUCCGAGUCGCUGGCGCCGAUGCGCGAGGCCGUUAAGAAGAUUAGAGGAAGGGGAGGAGGUGAUGGUCAUGACCACGGCGGUCAGGCGGACAGCCACUCCUGCCGCCUCCUCUACGACCUCAUCCGCCUGCCGCCGGGGGUGGCCAACGCCGACCGGGCCCUCUUUAUGGCGGUGGGCAAUGCGGUGGUGGCGCCCGAUCGGGAGACGGCCAGUGCCGUGGUGAACCAGCUGCGGCAGUGCCGGGCCAUCUCCGCCCGCUGCGGCACGCUCUACAACAACCCGGUGGAGAUUGUCGCCGACUUUGGAGGCCGAGGCGGCGUUGGCGGCGGCUUUGGAGCCCAUGGCCUGGACGCCUUUGACGACGAGUCCUUCCAGGCGGAGGAGGAGCGGGUGGCGCGGAAGGAGCGCCAGCUGACGGAGGCGCAGCAGGCGCUGACGGAGGCGACCACGGCGCUGGAGCCGCUGGCGGCGAAGGUGGUCAGACUCACCGCCCAGCUGAACAUCAAGCGAGCCCACCUGGAGGACCUGAAGACCCGGCUCGCCCGGCAGCAGGCGGAGCUGGUGGCGCUGGAGCAGGAGAAGAUUCCCGCGAAGGAGGAAGAGCUUGCGGCGGCUCGAGCUCAACUAGAGGAGAAGGAGGCGGCCCUGGCGGAGGUGCGCCGGGCGGCCGUCGACGAGGUCUUUGGCGCCUUCUUUGCCCAAUUUGAAGGACGUGGCGGCUUUGAGGGCGAGGCGGAUCUGGCCAAGUUUGAGGCCGCCCUCUACGGCGACGGGAA
Rhagoletis zephyria (snowberry fruit fly) is the source of this 1706-nucleotide messenger RNA. RefSeq names its product structural maintenance of chromosomes protein 1A-like. Gene Ontology annotation, cellular component: chromosome. Gene Ontology annotation, molecular function: protein binding; ATP binding. Gene Ontology annotation, biological process: chromosome organization. The record is from RefSeq and is a predicted model, not a curated record. Lineage: Eukaryota; Metazoa; Arthropoda; Insecta; Diptera; Tephritidae.